Molecule: messenger RNA, 969 nt
Organism: Myiozetetes cayanensis
Lineage: Eukaryota; Metazoa; Chordata; Aves; Passeriformes; Tyrannidae
Product: uridylate-specific endoribonuclease C-like
Exons: 7
Coding region: 1-969 (322 amino acids)
Molecular function (GO): RNA endonuclease activity
Source: RefSeq, a predicted model, not a curated record
AUGGCGACGUGGCUGCUCCUGGUGCUGCUGGUGACCCUCGGGGGGGUCCUGCCUGCCCCUCUGGGGGGUCCCGAGCCCCUCUCGGGGGUGUCCGACCAGGAGCCCAGGGAGAUCCUGAGCCCUGGGCCCCGGGGGGGUCCCGACCCCCUGUCGGCCGUGUCGGACCGGGAGCUCCGCGAUCUCUCCGAGCAGCUCCUCGAGGCCGAUUCGAACCGGGCGGGGCCGGGGCAGCUCGAGCUGAACCUGCAGAGCCCCGAGGGCGACCCGGGAGCCAGAGGUGAGGGGGAGGGGGCUUCCCGUCUGCCGCUGUUUUCCUACGUGUCCCCGGCCCUGCUGUCCCGCCCCACGUUCUCGCUGCUGCUGGCGCUGCUGGACAAUUACGAGGCUCGGACGGGGCUGGCGGAGGAGGUGACGGAGCAGGAGCAGCUCGAGGAGCGGCAGUUCCUGCAGGCAGCGCUCGCCACGCCCGUCCUGGCGCUGCUCGAGAGCUUCGUGCUCAGCAAGGGUCUGUACCCCUCCGCCGAGUCCUUCCGGGCCGACCUUCACUCCAUGUGGUUCGGGCUCUACUCCCGAUCGGGAGGGAAAGUUCUGGAUUCCUCGGGCUUCGAGCACGUGUUCCAUGGGGAGCUGAAGAAGGGGGCGGUGUCCGGGUGUCACAACUGGGUGCAGCUGCAGGCGCUGGAGAGAGCAGGGAGGAUGGAAUACCUGGGGUACACCUGGGAUGGACCCUGGACGGGCUUCCCGGACGUGCUGUCGCUGCGGUUCCGCUGGGACGGGCACCCCAAGGCGCGGGGGUCGCUCCUGGUGGGCUCCAGCCCCGAGUUCGACCUGGCCCUGUUCACCCUCUGCUUCCUGACCCGGCCCGACCGCCCGUGCCACGUCAGCCUGGGAGGUGAGGAGGCCACGAUCCAAACCUACUCGUGGGACAAGAAGAGACUCGUGGCCUCUGCCUACCCCCUGACCCCCUGA